GGGAGCUCUUUGACUAUAUCUAAUGAAGUACUUUGUUCCUAACGCCGACCCGUUUCUUGUGCAGAGGUGAGUCUUGUUACAGCGCAGCACUGUACUCAUCAAAAUGGACGGUUCAAAAGUUGUCUUUGCAAAGCCAGGAUAAAAAUGUUUUAGUCUGUAAAUAUGGAAUGCAGUAAUAUCGUGUACAUAUUAGUUUGCGAUGUUCAGUAGGUUUUGUCCUGUGUUUCAUAAAUCUUGAAGGCUUCCGUAGGGCGUGUAGGGAAAGGAAUGCAAUCCGAGCCUCUCUGCCUCAUGCCAGUCAGCCUCAGGCUGUGCUCUGCCGGGAAUCUGAUGGAGCAAGAGCAGCCUCAGGAGGUUCCAAGUCCUCCUUUAUAAUUGACUACAUGGUGGAUAUCCACCGAGGUGGAAAGGCUGUAGACAGUUCAUUAGUUCAGGUGUCAUACGUGGGUUGUUUUACAACUCGGAUUUGUCUCUUCUUCUAAAUUCUACAUCUCUGAACUCGGCGAAUCCGGCAGAAUUGGUUGCUGUGUGCGUGAGGAAGGGGAAGUAGGAGAGGGACGUCUCCAGGCCAGAUCCUAAAGCUGGCGCUGGGACUCUGCGGUGCAACGGCGAUGGUUCUGCAAUUCGAGUGGGCUGUGCUGUGGUGCAUUGUGGUUGGCGUGCUCUGCUGCUCGUUGCAGGUGGAUGACCCCGAGGCCAGGCGACUCUUCCAGCAGAUCAUCUCUGCUGUGGAUUACUGUCACAGGCACAUGGUUGUCCAUCGUGACCUGAAACCUGAGAACGUCCUGCUAGACGGCAGCAUGAACGCCAAGAUCGCCGACUUCGGGUUAUCUAACAUGAUGUCUGAUGGAGAAUUCUUGAGAACAAGCUGCGGCUCUCCCAAUUACGCUGCACCCGAAGUCAUUUCCGGCAGGCUGUACGCUGGACCCGAGGUCGACAUCUGGAGCUGCGGGGUCAUCCUGUAUGCCUUGCUCUGUGGGACCCUGCCCUUCGACGACGAACACGUGCCCACCUUGUUCAAGAAGAUUCGAGGAGGGGUGUUUUACAUCCCGGAGUACCUGAACCGCUCUGUGGCUAGCCUUCUAAUGCUCAUGUUACAAGUUGACCCUUUAAAGAGAGCUACAAUAAAAGACAUCAGGGAGCAUGAGUGGUUCAAGCAGGACCUGCCUGGCUAUCUGUUUCCUGAGGACCCUUCUUACGAUGCCAAUGUGAUUGAUGAGGAGGCAGUGCGGGAGGUGUGCGAGAAAUUUGAGAGCACCGAAUCAGAGGUGAUGAGCAGCCUCUACAGUGGCGACCCCCAGGACCAGCUGGCCGUGGCAUACCACCUGAUCAUCGAUAACCGUCGCAUUAUGAACCAGGCCAGUGAGUUCUACCUGGCCUCCAGCCCUCCGACAGGCUCCUUCAUGGAAGAAGGAAUGCCCCUGCCUCCUGGUGUGAAGCCCCACCCAGAGCGUAUGCCCCCAUUGCUGGUGGACAGUCCCAAGGCCCGCUGCCCCCUGGAUGCCCUCAACACAACCAAGCCCAAGCCACUGGCAGUGAAGAAGGCCAAGUGGCACCUGGGUAUCCGCAGCCAGAGCAAACCCUAUGACAUCAUGGCUGAGGUUUACCGGGCCAUGAGACAGCUGGAAUAUGAUUGGAAGGUGGUGAACCCCUAUCACCUGAGGGUGCGCAGAAAGAACCCGAUAACAGGAAACUUUGUGAAGAUGAGCCUACAGCUCUACCAGGUGGACAACCGCAGCUACCUGCUGGAUUUUAAGAGUAUUGAUGACGAAGUCACGGAGCAGAAGUCGGGCUCCUCCACACCCCAGCGCUCUGGCUCUGCGGCGGGGCUCCACCGGCCCCGGCUCAGCAUCGACUCUGCUUCCACGGCCGCCGUGGAGGUUCCCCUUCUGAGCAGCUCCCUGCCGGGGUCCCUGACGGGCAGCAUGCCAAUGCUGGCACCGCGUCAGGGCAGCCACACCAUGGACUUCUUUGAGAUGUGUGCCAGCCUCAUCACCACACUGGCACGCUGAGGCUGCCCAACCAGAACCUUGGGCACCACCUGCUGCUAGCGUGGGAGGUUUCGGCAGCAGGGACACAACGUGUCACACUAGUGGGAAAUCCAUGGGCUGUAACUCCAAUUUAUGACCCCCUUUUGCUGAAUGCCAUCUAUAGCAAUGCAUGGGCAUAAUCCCCUCUAAGGCUAGAAAUAUAUUCACUAUUUUAUUUCUGGCUUUAUAUAUACUUAUGUAUAUUUAUAUUGCAGUAUCACCUAAUUUUGCCUGUUAGUGACUUGAUUUCUGAAUAAUUGGAAUGUCACACCACAGAUUUUAUGUAUGCAUAAAAUGAGACUUAGACAGGUCAGAUAUUUUUAUUUAUUUUUGCUACUUGUUUUAUAGGCACCUCAUUACUCAUUAUUUAAGUACUGUCCUGAGGUUUCAGGUUCUUAUAAAGUGCAGUAAUCGGUAUCUAAAGUGUAAGCUUUCAGACUGGUAAUGUUUUGGGUGAGGAGAGCACGAUAUCAAAAAGCCAGUACAGGCUGCUUCCAAGCAUCCCAGGAUGCGGCACUCUUUUCAGAAGUCGGCCCUCUUGAAGGUGUUUUGGAUGGUAGGUCCUGACCAGGACAUGGUUAUAAAGCUGGUACCUUUAUAGAUGUUACACCAGUCCGGUUUCCAUUUGUCACGUAUUUGCCUAACAGAGUCCCUGGGACCCUUGUGUCUACGAAAUGGUUUUUUUCCCGACGCUGAUGAUUGACCAACUAACAAAAUAGGCCCGUUGGGUUAUUUCGACAAGUUCUGAUAAAUAGCAAAGUGUUUGUCACACCUGUGGAGCGCUCAGUAUGUGGAAAGGUCUUUGUUGGAUUAGUUUAGGGUCAGUCGCCUUCCUCUCUCAUGACGCUGUAGUUGGGGUCAGUGCGGCAGGGGAAGACAGGACUCAACGCUGGGGAUCCUACGGAGGCGUUCAGUUCGACGAAAACUAAGCAGCAGCUUCGUUGUGUGACAGUUAAAUAUUUUGCCCUGAAACUCAACUUCUUCAAUUAGUUAAACAAUGUGAACAGAAAUGAAACCGAUGGGCAGUUGAACAGCUUAAGAUUUUUCUAAAUUUUCAUAGUUGAAAGCAGGUACCUCCGUGCUCCUGCUGUAAAUUAUUUCUAUUAAAUUACAGCAAUUUUUUGCCAUGUCCAAGAGCGGUAAAAACCUGUUUGCUGUUUCCCAGAAGUUACGGUUUGAUAUGGUGCAUGUUAGCUGAUCGUUAAAAAAGUAAAAGCCAAAGAGAACCACUUAGAACACUGAAACCUUUCUCCAGUUGCCUUAUAGCAUACAUCUUUUUUAUGAGAAUAUUACCGUCAGGCACAUUCGUGUUACGAUAGAUCUGUUUAUUAGUGCAAUAUAUUUUAUGUAACCUCACUUCUCAGAACUUACUGUGAAUUGAUUGCGAUCACAAGGCGGGAGGGUGUAAGUCGGGAAAACAUUUUUAAGCAGAGUGCGGUUUUGCGCCAACAUCUGCACGGACAAUUCAGAUUACAUCUAGGACUGGAAAUAAGAGGAUAUGUCCGGGUGAGGUUGUCACGGUGGGAACUACUUGUCGAGAAACUAGUGACGGAACGUUGAGCUGGAAGAAGAUUUCCAGGACUCGGCGACGUUAUCGACAAGCUGGCUAAUUGCCAGGAAACAUGAGCCUAAGCGCAAAAAUUAAUCAUAAUACUGUCAGGACAUUUCAAGAACAGGACCAGUAGUUGGUCUCCACCCAAUAAUUUCACUUUAUCGCUUGUCUCUUGAAGGAGAUGACUCAACCAGUAGUAAAAGAGGCCAGUUCUUUAAUCCAUUUCCUUGGUGGUUUGCCGCACAAGUCUUCCUGUACAUUUCUGCCACCCUUCCAAGUACUGUAUAAAGUGGGGGAUACUUCUCUUGAAUGCAUGAAGUUGCGUGUUACUGUGUUUUUUUUUUUUUUUUUUUUUUUUCCUUUUUUCUUUUUUCUAAAACCCUGCUGAUUUGUAUAGUGACUAAGCUGAAGUGAUGCUUUUGUCCUUUAAAAAAGAAUGUAAAAAGUCUGGAACUUUAGCAGUUGCUGAAGUGUGCUGUAAAAUCCUGUCCAUGUGACUUGAAUCUCGUGGCCUCCUCACGGCCUUGCCUUGGCAGUUACGGUCAACGUGUCUCUGUCCAUCUCUCACAGUGUGUUACAAGAAAAGCCCCAGGUGUAUUUGCUUUUUUGUUGUGCGCUGAUAAUCAUACUGAGAUUUGAUACGGUGUAUUCAGCUCCAGUGUAAUGUAUAUUGUAUUAUAUGUAGUCAGGCAACAGUACCCGUGUGUGUGUGUGUGUGUGUGUGUGUGU
Messenger RNA from Scleropages formosus (Asian bonytongue), 4311 nucleotides. It is a transcript of the gene prkaa2, whose product is annotated as protein kinase, AMP-activated, alpha 2 catalytic subunit. Gene Ontology annotation, biological process: protein phosphorylation; intracellular signal transduction. Bases 612 to 2012 code for a protein of 466 amino acids. Gene Ontology annotation, cellular component: cytoplasm. The record is from RefSeq and is a predicted model, not a curated record. The transcript has 7 exons. Lineage: Eukaryota; Metazoa; Chordata; Actinopteri; Osteoglossiformes; Osteoglossidae. Gene Ontology annotation, molecular function: ATP binding; protein serine/threonine kinase activity.